This is a messenger RNA of Cajanus cajan (pigeon pea), 2295 nucleotides long. RefSeq names its product serine/threonine-protein kinase STN8, chloroplastic. Gene Ontology annotation, molecular function: ATP binding; protein kinase activity. Gene Ontology annotation, biological process: protein phosphorylation. The record is from RefSeq and is a predicted model, not a curated record. Lineage: Eukaryota; Viridiplantae; Streptophyta; Magnoliopsida; Fabales; Fabaceae.
AAGUUUGACGCAUGAGGCCUUAAUUUUGGACCAAGAGAAACGGUGGAUAAAGCGAGGAUGAAGAAGUGGCAAAAGAGGUAGCUGGGUACCUCUGGGAAGCAUCAGCAAUCAGCAUUGUUUGGAUUUGGAAUGAAUGUGAUGGCUUCUCUGCUCCCUCCAACUGCUACUUGCACACUCAAACACAACCACAUGGCCUGUCCCCUCAGACCCAUCACCCCAACCAUUGCCAAUGCUUCUUUCUCAUCAUUAAACCACCGUUUGAAGAGCAACUCCGCAAAGUGCCAUGCGUUUUUGGAUGAAGUGGCCAAAGGGUUGUUUAGUGAUGGUCUCGAAUCGGGAAUAGUGCAGUUCCAGAGAGCGACUGAAGGCUUAUCCGACAUGCAGAGGUGGGGCUUCCUCGUGUUUGGUGGCUUGACUUGGAUUUACUUGACUGCGAGGCCAGGUGUUCUUGUUGGCGCCAUUGAUGCGUACCUUUUGGCGCCUCUUCAACUGGGUUUGGACAAUUUGUCUGGGAGGAGGAACCUCAAGAGGAGUGACUUUGUGGUUGGAGAUAAGCUUGGUGAAGGGUCCUUUGGCGUUGUCUAUUCGGGUGUCGUGGUUCCAAAGAACGGGAAUGGGGAUCUGAAUGUGGUGCAGAAGAGGGGGAGAGGAAAGGCAACUCAGGUGAAUGCCAAGUCUAAGGAUAAAGUCAUUCUAAAAAAGGUCAAGGUUGGAAUCCAAGGUGCUGAAGAGUUUGGUGAUUAUGAGGAGUGGUUCAAUUACAGGCUAUCUAGGGCUGCACCUGAAACAUGUGCUGAUUUCCUUGGAAGUUUUGUAGCUGAUCAAACAAAUUCACAAUUUACAAAAGGUGGAAAAUGGCUUGUUUGGAAGUUUGAGGGAGAUCGUACUCUUGCUGAUUACAUGAAAGAUCGCAACUUUCCUUCAAACUUAGAAUCUGUGAUGUUUGGACGGGUCUUGCAAGGUGUCGACUCUUCAAAACGAAAUGCAUUGAUCAUCAAGCAAAUAAUGCGCCAGAUCAUUACAUCUCUUAGGAAAAUCCAUGAUACAGGCAUUGUUCACAGGGAUGUAAAGCCAGCCAACUUAGUGGUUACAAAACGAGGGCAGAUUAAACUCAUUGAUUUUGGUGCUGCAACGGACCUGCGGAUUGGAAAGAAUUAUGUUCCCAAUCGCACUCUUUUGGAUCCUGACUACUGCCCACCAGAAUUAUAUGUACUUCCAGAAGAAACACCAAGUCCUCCACCAGAGCCAAUUGCUGCUUUCCUUUCACCAAUCCUGUGGCAGUUAAACAGUCCUGAUUUGUUUGAUAUGUAUUCAUCUGGGAUUGUACUCCUGCAAAUGGCAAUACCAAGCUUAAGGUCUCCUGCUGCUUUGAAGAAUUUCAACUUGGAACUAAAAACUUGUGGAUAUGAUUUGAAAAAAUGGAGGGACUACACUCGCCUUAGGCCUGACUUCCAAAUUCUAGAUAGUGAAUCUGGUAGAGGGUGGGACCUAGCAACAAAGCUUGUAUCUGAGAGAGGAUCCCUAAGAAGAGGACGUUUAUCUGCUUCUGCUGCUUUGAGACAUCCUUAUUUUCUUCUGGGUGGUGAUCAGGCAGCUGCAGUCCUUUCAAAAUUAAGUAUAAGCAGAAAGUGAGCUGCUUAGCAAUGAGGAGCACAUUUGAUUUCAAAGGUCUCCCACCGCAAGCCCGCGUAACUUGUGAAUUGACAACAAGUUUUUUUUUUUUCUGUGUUUGGGUUUUCCUUCCCAAGUUUGAAUCAGGGGACUCAAUUUCUGGCAUGCAAUAAGGCUGAGUACUUCAAAGCUUACAGGAGGAAAAAUUAUUGCUGUUGUAUACAUUUAUAUCUUCGGUGUAACUUAUAUGCCAACAAUCUCAAUCAGGUGCACAUAGUGGUUGUAAGAGCUUAUUCAGUUGUCUCCUAUGUUUUGUUUCUACAAGAGGUGAAUGCUUGAAGAUUGGUGGGACCUCACCUGUGAUACCAUAACUUCGAGUUUUAUGGCUUGAAACAGGACAUACAGCAAGUAGAGCUGCGUUCUAUUGACACUAACUAGAUGAAACUUACAUCCAAGACGGGAUUAUCCGAUUAUGUAUGGAGUUCCAUAUACUCUGUCAUCUGAAUAGUAUUCUUGUACGAAAUUGUGCUUCUUGUGGCUUUCAAAGAGUUGUCAUAGGUUAAAUAAUCAUAGUUCUUCACACCAAAAUUACUAGCUUAUUUUACAAAUUACCACACAAAUGUAAGAACAUACAAAUUAAAACUAUUGGCAUCAAUUCAAACAAAAUGGUAUUGUGAAUCACCA